AUCAUACAUAUUUUUAUCUUAAUCUUAUCCUAUUGAGAUAUAAUUUCCAAACUAAAAUCGAGUUUUAUCUUACAUAGUUCUACAUUAUUUACCCCACAGAUAGAAUCCUAAUCCAGGAACGCAUGCAUAAAUCAUGCACAAAUUAGUAAUAUCAUUUUAAUUAAUCUUCUUCCUGAAAUAACAAAAUCUCGAAUAUAUAUCACAAUGAUACAAAAGGAUAACGAUUCAGAUAAGAUAAGAUCCUGAUAAAUCCACAAUUAACAAAACCAAUCCUAUCGAGAGCAUAAUUACAAUCUGCUUUCAGAUUUCUUUCCCCUAUAAAUACCAAGCGGAUCAUCGCCUAUUAUCAUCAGCACUUUCAAUCGUUUGCGUUUUUUAUUGGAUUGUUUUUAGUUUCUGUUUGCUUUAGAGAGAUAAAGUAGAGACGAUGGAGCUCGACUUGACACCAAAGUUGGCGAAGAAGAUCUACGGCGGAGAUGGCGGCGCGUACUACGCCUGGAGCCCCGACGAGCUGUCGAUGCUCCGUGAAGGCAACAUCGGCGCUGCUAAGCUCGCCCUUGAGAAGAACGGCUUUGCUCCCCCUCGAUACUCCGAUUCUGCUAAGGUUGCUUAUGUUCUUCAAGGCAGCGGGAUGGCCGGAAUUAUCCUCCCUGAAAAGGAAGAAAAAGUUCUCCCCAUCAAAAAGGGAGACGCCAUAGCCCUCCCAUUCGGUGUGGUCACCUGGUACCUCAACAAUUCCGACCCAGAACUCGUCAUCCUCUUCCUCGGAGACACCUCCAAGGCCCAUAACCGCGGCUCCUUCACCGACUUCUUCCUCACCGGCCCCAAAGGCCUCUUCACAGGCUUCUCAACCGAAUUCGUCAGCCGGGCCUGGGAUGUCGACGAGCCCACUGCCAAAGCCCUCGUCUCCAGCCAACCGGGCCACGGCAUCGUAAAGCUCAGCCCGAAUUCCAAAUUCCCCGAGCCCAAGAAGGAUCACUACAAAGGCAUGGCCCUUAACUGCGAGGAGGCUCCUCUCGAUGUCGACAUCAAGGGUGGGGGCAAGGUGGUGGUGUUGAACACCAAGAAUUUGCCGCUGGUUGGGGAAGUCGGGCUUGGGGCAGACCUCGUUAGGUUGAAUGGUAGGGCCAUGUGCUCUCCGGGCUUCUCGUGUGACUCGGCUCUUCAGGUGACUUACAUUGUGAGGGGGAGUGGACGGGUACAGGUUGUGGGCGUGGACGGUAAGCGGGUACUUGAGACGACUAUCAAGGCUGGGAAUCUGUUUAUUGUGCCGAGGUUCUUUGUGGUCUCCAAGAUUGCGGAUCCCGAUGGCAUGGACUGGUUCUCCAUCAUCACCACUCCCGAGUGAGUUUACUAAUUUUUUAUUUAUUUAUUUUU
Molecule: messenger RNA, 1377 nt
Organism: Striga asiatica
Lineage: Eukaryota; Viridiplantae; Streptophyta; Magnoliopsida; Lamiales; Orobanchaceae
Source: the annotation of a GenBank genome assembly